AUGGACGAGGCGCUGCGUGAUCUCGAAGCUCGAGAAAAGGAGCUCGAUGCGGAAAAUCUUCGCAGUCAUUUCUCUGAUUUCAGUACAACGGAGGAGUCCACGAGCAGCUCUCCGUGCGAGAGGAGCCACUUUUCCGAAUGGAGUACAGAUACAGAGGUGGUCUCUCCUGAGUCCAUGACACCUUCGCUUACUUUUAACGAUGGUAACCAAACUUGUUCUGCUCUCGAAGGGAUGAAUUUUGCAGAAGUGUGGAAGAACUCUGCUCCUGCUGAAACCAGCGAUCCAAACACUCCACAGCUUACUGUUAAUUCAACGUCUUCCCCCGCCACACUCGGUGGUGACUCACCCCUCCUUGAUCUGCCGCCUCCUCGGCUUACGGUCUCUUUAUCCCCCUCCGACAUGGAUUUCUCAAGUCUUUGUAUCAGUGACGCCGAUGAGGUCGAAAGAGAUCCCAAGCGCCAUGCAGCUUUCUUUGGGAGAGUAGAAGGACUCGGGCUUCUCCGGAGCCCCGGACCCUCUACCGUGCAGUUUGCGGGAAAUGUCCAUAGUGAUGCGGAAGCGACACAUAACGGGAAGAAUGCUGCGCCCGGCUAUGACCGCUUCAGCAUCAGCUCGCUUCCAGGACAGUCUGCAGCAAUGCAAGAAAUGAUGGAUGAGUUGAGCUAUCUCAAAUCGAUAAUUCAAUCUUAG
Molecule: messenger RNA, 690 nt
Organism: Aspergillus oryzae RIB40
Lineage: Eukaryota; Fungi; Ascomycota; Eurotiomycetes; Eurotiales; Aspergillaceae
Exons: 1
Coding region: 1-690 (229 amino acids)
Source: RefSeq, a predicted model, not a curated record